This is a messenger RNA of Dipodomys ordii (Ord's kangaroo rat), 2046 nucleotides long. Its product is annotated as chromosome unknown open reading frame, human C3orf52. The coding region runs from base 20 to 673 and encodes 217 amino acids. NCBI's taxonomy places the organism in Eukaryota, Metazoa, Chordata, Mammalia, Rodentia, Heteromyidae. The transcript is spliced from 6 exons. The record is from RefSeq and is a predicted model, not a curated record.
CUCAGUCUUGAUCCGCUCCAUGGAAGAGGCCACGUCCCCGGCGCCUACAGAAGAGAUAGAACUCACGGUGCUAGAGGAGCAGCCUGGGGAGCAGACGCCACUCAAUGGAGCCCUCCAGCUCCUGCCUGCUUCUGCCCAGGACCCCUGCCUAGACCAGGCUACCAAGAAGAGCCCCUGGAGUGCCUGCAACAAGAACCUGGUUGGACGGUGCAAACUGUGGAUGGCUAUCGUCUCCAUUUUUGUAGGCUUCAUUAUAGUGAUCAUUCUGGGCCUAUUUCUCACUGGAGUAACUUAUGUAGAUGAAGAUGAACAUGAAACACUUGAAUUAUCAUCAAACAAAACCUUCUUCAUGAUGCUAAAGAUUCCGGAGGAGUGUGUUACUGAAGAAGGAUUGCCUCACCUGCUCACUGAAAGGCUCACAGAGGUGUACAGUAAAUCACCAUCUCUGAGUCGAUAUUUCAUCUUGGCUGAAAUAGCAGACUUCAGUGGUGAGAAUGCCACAGUAACCUAUCACCUGCGAUUUAUGAUUCCAGAGGAAGAUCACAGUUUUAUGAGAUAUAUGAUGAGUGAGGAGUUAGUACUGGGCAUUGUGCUACAGGAUUUCCAUGAUCAGAAGGUUCCAGGCUGUGAGAGUCUGGGGCUUGGUCCGGAAUCUCUCCUCCUGUACGAAUGAAAUUAUCUGGGUUGAUCUAGUUUAGAAAUCAGUGCUCCACUGAGAUUUGGAAUGAAGAGAACUCAUUUUGCUUUGCGCAGAAGAUGCUGUGGAUUAACAUAGAAGUACCUGGCAGUGACCCCAAGGUGGAGACUGUCUUUCCUCCUAAUUCUGCACAGAGAGGAAGUGUGACUCCAUAUCCACAGAGUGGCUCUAGUGCUGCUCCAGCUGGGUCCAGUUUUGACAAGAUCAAGAAGACAGAUGGUGUGAGAGGGAUGGGUGGAGGCAGGCUCCACAGUGUGAAGUGCUGGCCAUCUCUAUGCACAGGUGGAUAAAAGGUGACACACUGCCUUGCUUUAGAUGUGAUCCUGUUGGUGUGUGCUGGUGGGGUAGAGAGAAGCAAGUGUCCACAUGAAGGAGAACUGAGUCCAUUGUUUGCUGAAAUCAUUCUUCUCUCCUCCCACUAGUAUCUUUGAUUCAUCUCUAAGCCAUGCUAUGAGGAAAAGGAAGUCCCUUUGUACAAUAUAUACAAUGUAGCUGUAUCUUCUUCCACAUCCUGUACCUGGGUAUCAUAGCAACCAGUCUUAGGCUGUCACUAUGUAUUUUUUUAAUGUAUAAACAUAUAUAUAUAUAUAUAUAUACAUAAGAUAGAUAUUUCUUAAUUAUUUUGCAUCUCUUCAUUAUUAUCAGGACUCCUGAACUCUUUUGGAACAUGGAUCCCUGUGAGUUCUAAACCUGCCAUCAUUUUGAAUUGUAAUUCCAGGUACAUGUUUAUAAAACUUCCAUCAGAGAAUCAAGACUAGUUAACCUCAGCUACCCAUAAGUCUCUUUGGCUGUGGCUUUCUAGUGUCACCAGCCUACCUGCAGGUCUCAAUGUCUUCAGGACACUUCUUGGCUGUGACUUACUGAAGAUGGUUGUAAAAUAGGAAGACUCCUGUCUUUUUGAAAUAAAUUUUUUGUACCCAUCAUUGACAGGGUGUCAAUGACUGUAUCAGUCAUCUAUGAAUAUAGAAUUGUGGGCCAUGAGAGAGCAGAAUAUUCACUUUGUUAUAGCCUUGCUAUAAAAUUUCCAGGAUCUUAUGGUCAUAUAAUGAGAGAUUUCCUAACCCCCUCAUAGCUCAGUUAAGUUAGCUGUACAUGGAAGUUAGUGUGAGAAGCAGAUAUGUAUUAAUACAUCAGAGUACAGAUUUGACUUGAGCUCCUUGUGAUGUAGAUCAGGUUCAAUGUAAAAUUGCUUUUGUAUUUAAUUAGAAGAUGCUUAUGUUUUAACUCAUUGUCUCUUUAUAAGGAUAGUUCCUUAAAGAAAUGAAACUAGUGAAUUUCUCUUCUUCCUCUUUAUUUUUUUACAUGUCAAAUGUGAACCUUAUUGUAUCUGUACAUUUUUAAAAUAAUGA